Messenger RNA from Pyricularia pennisetigena, 111 nucleotides. RefSeq lists its product as uncharacterized. The transcript has a single exon. NCBI's taxonomy places the organism in Eukaryota, Fungi, Ascomycota, Sordariomycetes, Magnaporthales, Pyriculariaceae. The record is from RefSeq and is a predicted model, not a curated record. The coding region runs from base 1 to 111 and encodes 36 amino acids.
AUGAUUCUCCAGAAAAAAAGUCAUUCUGAAUUUUGCGGCCACACCGACUACAUUCUUGCUCGUGGAGAGGUGAAGGACGGUGACAGUAAGCUGAUUCUCAUAUGCGGUUAG